GCAUCUUAGGUAUGUUAUAAAUUACUAGGAACUUAUACUCUGUGCUAAGUUUCCUGCUAUUCCUGCCCCAUUAUUCUGAAUAAUUGAAAAUAUGUCUGAAUACUUAAAUGUGUAUAAUUCUAUAUAUAUGUAGAGAGUCCUUGAUCCAAAUACUUUUUUUUUUUUACAUAAAACAAGUCAGUGUUGUUUUCACCUAAUAGGAUGUGUUGUUACCCAUUAGUAAAAUACAAACCUUUGCCUAUUUUAAGGCCUUUUAGGAAAGUGACCAUCAUUUUAUUUUUACAUGUGUAUGCUUGGCUGUAUUCAUAAAUUAUAUACAUUUGGAGUUACCGAAUAGUAAGUAUGUUUGCUGCAGUAGUUUGGAAGCUGUUAGAUAGUUUUCUAGUUGCGUUUUCUCAGUCUUUGUAAGACUACUUUGUGUAAUAGCCUAAAUUUUUUGAAGUUUACAAUUCUGUUUUUCUAUCAUUGGCAGAUUACUUCAUUUAUCCAAAUAAAUCAGUUGUGUUUGUAAUUGAUAUGAAUAAAGCCAGAAUAAAAGUUCAUGUCCAUCAAAUGCUGCUCUUAACUGUUUUUUUAAGUUGCAAAUAUGUUUCUCCAAAUGGAAAGAGCUCAUUUGUAAUUUAGAAGGAAGAGCAUCAUAGGUCUGAAGUACCUCAGUUUUACAUUUGAUAUCUCAGCUGUUUACAGUCUUAAAAAACUGUUCUUUAUUUUUUCAUUGAUUCAGCCAAAAUUUCUUGAACCCUUUCUACAAGCUAGACAUUGAAUUAGGUGUUGGGAAUGUAUUAAUGAAUGAGACUUACCAAAAGUCCCUGCUUUGAAGAUAUUAUAUUACAGUAAAAAAAAAUUAAAAUAUGACUAAUUUAAAACAGUUAACACCGGGGAGGAAAGAAAAUCCUGAUAUAUGAUAUGCUUUGAUAAAGCCUUCUUGGUCUUAGAAUUUCAAACUCUCAUUUUACAUAAGAAAUAGAAAAUUAUUUGCCUAUAUUGAUAAUGAUUUACAUGAUUUUAUAUUAUUCUUUGUAUUAUAUAUCCAACUAUCAUUGAGAUUUGCACCAUGGAGCUGCAAAGUAGUACACAGUAAUUAUUCAUUCAGUGACUAGUCAGGCACCAUGCAGUGUCCUAAAGAGAAUUCAUUUUCUAAGAUCAUAAGCGCAAGGAGAAAUGGUGACUUGGAAGUUUUAAGGAAGAUAUUAAAACAAGUAUUGAAACAAAAGCCAUGCUGUUAUUGUAGAAGACUCAUUUGGUCGUUCAUUCAAGUCUGUAUAAAUGAUGGUAUCUUUUGGACUACCAACUCCUCUUAAUGGAACUGGUUCGAUGCCCAGAACUGAAUGCUGUGCUCCAGCUGUGGCCUCACCGGUGCUGAAUAGAGAGGAAGAGCCACCUCGAUAGCUUACAUACCCUUCGCAGGUGUUACAGUCGGGUGAAAGAACAUGGUGUUGGGAAAAGAAAGAGCAGUUACACAUUUGAACAGUUGGAACAGGAGCUGGAGUCAGAUGGCAGCACUAUGGAGGACUAUUCACAGGAGGACUGGGGAAACCACAGUCAGGAUCUCCAUGGCUAUCCAACAGAUCAGGAAUUGGAUGAAAUACCUGUUACAAAGAGAACAUUAAAAAUAAAACAAGAAUCUUCUGAAGAAGCACAGAAAAGAGACAUUAUGCAGAACAUUGUACAGAUUUUGGAAUCAGUACAGUUGAAAUGGGAACUGUUUCAGAGCUGGACAGACUUUUCAAGGCUCCAUCUUUCCAAUAAACUGGCCAUUUUUGGAAUUGGUUAUAACACGCGCUGGAAAGAGGAGAUCCGUUACCAUUAUGCUGAGAUCAGCUCCCAGGUGCCCCUGGGCAAGCGACUUCGGGAAUAUUUCAACUCUGAGAAGCCUGAGGGACGGAUUAUUAUGACCCGAGUGCAGAAAAUGAACUGGAAAAAUGUUUACUACAAAUUUUUAGAGAUCACUAUUAGUGAAGCCAGGUGCCUGGAGCUACACAUGGAAAUUGACUGGAUACCCAUUGCCCACUCCAAACCAACUGGUGGGAACGUUGUUCAGUAUUUAUUGCCAGGGGGCAUCCCUAAAAGCCCUGGCCUUUAUGCCAUUGGCUAUGAAGAAUGUAUUGAGAGGCCCCUCUCGCCUCAGGAGCGGCGUUCUCUGGACCCAGGAAAAGAGGGCCGAGCUGACCUGGAAACGCUUUCCACACAAGCCUCAUUACAGGUGGAAGUAGAACCCACCCGCAUCACCUAUUGCUACCUCGGGAUUGCUGAGGUCAGGACUCUGCAGCAGUGCUUAUUUUUACAUUUCCAAGCAAAUACCAAAACCUUCAGCAAAGAUUGGGUUGGUAUCAAUGGGUUUUUGUCCCAGAACUGUAUUGUAGAUCCUGGAGUUUCCCCUAAAUCUAUCUAUAUCAAAUUUGUAGAAGUAGAGAGGGAUUUUCUCUCUGCUGGCUCUCUCGUUGAGUGCCUGGAAAAAGCCAUUGGCUAUCCCUUAAAGUUUAACAACUGAACGGCAUCCUUCAUAAGGAUCGGCUCUUACCUCCCUCCCGUCUACUCACCUACCAUUACCCCAGACCAGCCCUCAUCCAGAUGCUGCCAGCAGACUCUUCAUGGAAACUGUUUCCACAACUGGGCCAGUACAACUUCUAAGGAGUCAGUCAUAACAAACUCUGGGCAGAAAGAAAAAAAAAAAAACAGACCUCACCUGAAAUGCUCACUUUUUGAGUGAGCAAGAGAUACAGCAAACUUGCAUGGUGGGUCAGCUGUUCUCUCUCUCUCUUUUUUU
Messenger RNA from Ochotona princeps (American pika), 2767 nucleotides. RefSeq names its product Myb/SANT DNA binding domain containing 2 (gene MSANTD2). The record is from RefSeq and is a predicted model, not a curated record. The transcript is spliced from 7 exons. Bases 1505 to 2491 code for a protein of 328 amino acids. Lineage: Eukaryota; Metazoa; Chordata; Mammalia; Lagomorpha; Ochotonidae.